Messenger RNA from Triplophysa dalaica, 2908 nucleotides. It is a transcript of the gene pip5k1ba, whose product is annotated as phosphatidylinositol-4-phosphate 5-kinase, type I, beta a. The record is from RefSeq and is a predicted model, not a curated record. The transcript is spliced from 15 exons. Bases 428 to 2092 code for a protein of 554 amino acids. Gene Ontology annotation, molecular function: phosphatidylinositol kinase activity. Gene Ontology annotation, biological process: phosphatidylinositol metabolic process. Lineage: Eukaryota; Metazoa; Chordata; Actinopteri; Cypriniformes; Nemacheilidae.
AGUAUAAUCACCUGCAGUGCUGACAUGGAUAUGUGACCGACCAAAAAAGCAAAGCAGUGAAAACAAUAGCGCCUUAAGCCAUAUCCGUCUUACCUUUCUGCAGCGUUACGUACUCUGCUGCGAUUGUUUGUUUGUUUUGUGGGCAGUGACAUGCGAAACCGACCUUCUUAGGAACGAUUUCAUGACUAACUGUUGCUAGUCCGUCUUCUUUGGUGUUAAAGGUUAAACAGCCUGUCAAGGAAGAGCUUUACACAGGGACGGCUGUGUCACAAACAGCCAAACAUGGGCUCCUGAGUUUCACCGACGUCUACAAGUGCUCUCAACAUCCAUUAAUGCGAGGAAAGUGGACAAAUCACAAGCUAAAAAUUAUUCUCUUGGGGUCUUGAGACGAUUGAAGUCAUAUUGAGCGGGGUAUGCAGUGGCUCCAAUGAACAAGAGAGCGGUGUACAAGAUGAAUUCAACAUCGGAUGACACUGGAGGUGGAAGACCUCAAAAAACUGCCGGCAAAGACCACAAAAAGCCCACAGCAGAAGCCUUGAGAGGGGCCAUUCAGCUUGGCAUUGGAUACACAGUUGGCAAUUUAACCUCCAAACCAGACAGAGAUGUUCUCAUGCAAGACUUUUACGUUGUUGAGAGUGCCUUUCUUCCCAGUGAAGGCAGUAAUCUGACCCCAGCUCACCACUAUCCUGACUUUCGCUUGAAAACAUAUGCGCCUCUGGCUUUCCGCUACUUUCGGGAGCUCUUCGGAAUUAAACCAGAUGACUACCUGUACUCUAUUUGUAAAGAGCCUCUGAUUGAGCUGUCAAACCCUGGAGCAAGUAGUUCUUGGUUUUACUUAACCAGUGAUGAUGAGUUCAUCAUAAAAACUGUGCAGCACAAAGAAGCAGAAUUUCUACAGAAGUUACUUCCUGGUUACUACAUGAAUCUGAAUCAAAAUCCAAGGACACUUCUCCCAAAGUUUUACGGGCUCUACUGCAUCCAGUGUGGUGGUGUCAAUAUCCGUUUAGUGGUGAUGAACAAUGUCCUGCCCCGGUCUUUAAGAAUGCACUACAAAUAUGACCUUAAAGGCUCCACGUACAAACGCAGAGCAUCACGGAAAGAGCGUGCCAAAACCUCUGCAACCUUUAAAGACCUGGACUUCCAGGAGAUGUUCGACGGUCUUUAUUUUGAUGCAGACACAUACAACGCUCUUAUGAAGACGCUUCAGAGAGAUUGCCGGGUGCUGGAGAGCUUUAAGAUUAUGGACUAUAGUUUGUUGCUGGGAAUCCAUGUUCUGGAUAGGAAGAUGAGGGGGAGAGGAGGCAGAGGCGACAGUAAACGUCAGGGUGGGCAGAAGGUCUUGUACUCCACGGCUUUGGAAUCAAUUCAAGGAGACGGAAAAGCUGCUGAGGUGCUCACUGACACAGACGAUGACUCAAUGGGUGGCAUCCCUGCUAAACACAAAGAUGAGAAGUUACUGAUCUUUUUGGGCAUCAUUGACAUUCUGCAGUCGUACAGAUUUAUAAAAAAGGUUGAGCACUCUUGGAAGGCUCUGGUGCACGAUGGCGUACGUAUUUAUUCUUACAAAACAUUUCUACUCCCCUUUGACAUUAUUUUGAUUUAUGCCUCUUUUAAAUGUUGUGUGCUACAGGACACAGUAUCCGUCCACAGACCUAAUUUCUAUGCUGACAGAUUCCUGAAGUUCAUGGGCAGCACCGUAUUUAAAAAGAUCCAUCCACUCCGUGGCGCCUCCUCUAGAAGGAAGAAAAACUCUAUCCGGCCAUGUAGGUCGGCCUCACAGGAAGCUCUGUCAACCUUGAAAGAAGAGAGUUUAGAUAGGAAGGCACAAAGUCUUGAAAACCUUGAUGAUGCAGAUCCGAGCUGCUCUCAGACAACUGGUGUCAUUCUAACCACCACCAGCAUCCAUCCAGCGUUUUCCGUGAACACCAUUUCUUCUUCUUCCUCUUUAGAUGAUAAGUGUGAACAGGAAGCAGACUCAGAGAGCAGAGAUCACAGAGCGUCCACCUCGACUCUUGCUUUGGAUGAUAGUGCUCUUCCAACCUCAAAUUCACAGGCAAGCACACCCGAGUCGGGUCUAGAUGUGUACUUGUGAUACAUCGAUUGGAAUGGACCAUCAAAACCUCUACAAGACUGAGAGGCAGUGGACAGAUGAAACAUUUUAUAUCAUUAUUAAAAUCAUUUCCUUUAAUAAUGGCAAGACUUGCCACUUGCUGUCUCACCAUAGACUUUUGCACAACCGAUUCUUGUAGCUGCUAAUACUCAUAAGAUUAUGAAAGAAAAAUCUUAUGUCUGAAACCGUGGCAACGCCAUUGCCACACUAUUGUAGUAUGUGCACUUUGUACCCACUUGCAAGCACAAGUUUAUCAUUUAACAUUAGUUACAAUCCGAUUACAGCAUAAAGCCUAAAUCUAAUGUAUGCAUUUGUUGGUAUGAUAUGUAAAAGGUGUAAUACCAGAUGUGUCCAGUAUAGAAAAUAUAAGUUAUUUAAUAAUUAUUCUUUUAUAAUUAAAAGUUAAUUAAUUAUUAUUAAUUAACUUAAUAAUCAUGUCGUAUUUUGUGAGCACUCCUAACUUAAAUUAUUUAAGUGAUUACUUUAUUCAUUUUAUUUGAUUGUUACAGUACAACGAUUAGUGCCAAAUAUUAUAAAUGGUGACAAAAAUGAACAUGAAGUUUGAUCAUUGAUUUUGAUACACAAUUAAGUCUAUGUUAUGAUCAAGAUACCCAUUAUAAUGUUUAGCUUGACUGUGUUAAGAUUUAUAUGGGUUCAACAAUGAAGAACUGUAAGGACUUUUUAAAAGCAUAAUAUAUUUUGAUUAGAUACAUUUAAUAUAUAACUUAAGUCUGCUACUAUGUAUAGUGUUUUACAGUUGCUCUUAUGCUAUUAAAAACUGCAUCUUACAAAUUGUUC